Messenger RNA from Amborella trichopoda, 843 nucleotides. Its product is annotated as Plastid-lipid associated protein PAP / fibrillin family protein. NCBI's taxonomy places the organism in Eukaryota, Viridiplantae, Streptophyta, Magnoliopsida, Amborellales, Amborellaceae. The record is from RefSeq and is a predicted model, not a curated record.
CAUCCUGGCCCCAAAUUAGUGGGACAAGCAACAACAAAUAAUGGCUUCCCUUCCUUUUUACCCUGCUUUCAAGAGCCCAGAGACUGGAAUUUACAAGUCCCAAUUUUGUCCUUCAAAGCCUAAUAGAGCUUCAUGCAAAAUUCCUUCUCUUCUCCCCUUGAACAGGUCAAGAAUUGCAAUAGCAAAUGCUUCUUCAAUCGCAUUUCAGACUGAUCCCAAUCAUCUCGUCGACUCAAUCCUUUCCAAGGUGGUGAACACUGAUAGGGGUGUUAUGCUUGCCAAAGAUGACCACAAAAAUGUAGCUGAACUGGCACAGAAAUUGGGGGAAUUUUGUGUCUCUCAGCCGGUCAAGAAUCCUCUUAUAUUUGGAGAGUGGGAUGUUGUGUAUUGCUCAAAUCCUACAUCACCUGGAGGUGGUUAUCGGAGUGCCAUUGGUCGCCUCAUAUUUAAAACAGAGGAGAUGGUUCAGACAGUGAAAGCUCCUGAUUAUGUCUACAACAAAGUCACCUUCUCCAUAUUUGGUUUCCUCAAUGGAGAGGUUUCCUUAAAAGGUAAGCUCAUUGCAUUGGAUGAUAAAUGGAUACAAGUAAUCUUUGAGCCCCCACAAUUGAAGGUCGGGGCUUUGGAGUUUGAGUAUGGUGGUGAGAGUGAAGUUAAACUGAAAAUCACUUACAUAGAUGAGAAGGUGAGACUGGGCAAGGGAUCUAGAGGCUCCCUUUUUGUUUUCCACAGGCGUGCUUAGUAGUGAACUAGUAAUCAAAGUUGUAUCUUUCACAAUUGGAGAAUAUUUUGAUAGAGCUUCUGAUUUAAAGAAAUCGUGGUUAAUUGCCACCCCUCAAUCCC